This is a messenger RNA of Centruroides sculpturatus (bark scorpion), 4532 nucleotides long. Its product is annotated as potassium voltage-gated channel subfamily H member 6-like. The record is from RefSeq and is a predicted model, not a curated record. Gene Ontology annotation, biological process: potassium ion transmembrane transport; membrane repolarization during action potential. Gene Ontology annotation, cellular component: membrane. The coding region runs from base 211 to 4047 and encodes 1278 amino acids. NCBI's taxonomy places the organism in Eukaryota, Metazoa, Arthropoda, Arachnida, Scorpiones, Buthidae. The transcript is spliced from 19 exons. Gene Ontology annotation, molecular function: inward rectifier potassium channel activity.
UUCGUAAGUAUCACAGUCAAGAAUGAUGGUUGGUCAUUUUACAAUGCAUAGAUCGACAUCGACUCGACAGAUUAACGCACGCCUUCUGUGAUUCUGAUGGAUCAGGUGGUGGCGCUAUCUUAGAGGGCUAACACCCUGCACGUGCCCAUAUGUCGACUGCUUCAAAGGCACGCUAGUUAACAAAUGUGAACCUGCGCUUGAUUUUUAAGGAUGCCGGUCAGAAGAGGACACGUUGCACCCCACAAUACAUUUAUAGAUACUAUUAUUAGAAAAUUCGACAACUUGAAUCGCAGAUUUUUAGUUGCUAAUGCUCAGAUUGAUCUGUAUCCUAUUAUAUACUGCAAUGAUGGAUUCUGCGAACUGGUGGGUUAUACUCGAGGAGAGCUUAUGCAAAGAUCUUGUAUGUGCGAAUUCUUGCACGGUCCACUCACAAGCACACAAGCUAUCGGAAGUAUCCGUGAAACUCUGGCUGUUAAACAAGAACGACAGUUGGAAAUAUUAUACUAUCGAAAAGAUGGUACUAAGUUCUUGUGCAGUCAGGUGAUAGCACCGAUUAGAAACGAAGAUAAUUUUAUAUGCAUGUUUAUAAUGAAUUUUGAAGAUGUGACGGAUGCUCCUUAUCGAAAUGAAUUGCCGUUAUCGCCAUUCCCUUCUUCAUUGCGAAUUCUUGCAAGAUUUCCUAUUCUGGAGAAAUUAUUCACACCGUCCGGAGACAAAGAUCAAGCUGAUGAUUCUUCCAUUGGUUCCACUGCAUCACCAGAAGGAAAUCGUUUCUUCAAAUUCUUCAAACGUGGAAGACGAAAAACCAUCGAUUCUCAUGUCGAUAAGAUUCAAGCUGAUGGAAGAGCAAUUAUAAGUCCAGAUCAGGAAAUUGUUGCUAUGGAAACUAUAGCACGUGAUGAAAUAGAUGUGGUCUCGGAGAGCCAAAUUAGAGCAAUAAUACCACACACCGAUUUGACUCACGCAAUUGCACCUUCCUAUAUUCGAACUGGACCAAUAUCUGCAGUUAGUCAACCUGAUCUCACUGUCAUCGAAUAUGAACACCAACGUCCACGUGCUCUAACCAUCGACAUUGGACAAGCCACUGCGAAUAACUUAAAUAAAUCUUUACCAUUGGCAACUUCCGAUCCUGAUUUGGCAAGAUUUUUGGCAUACCAGUACGGAAAAUCCACAUCCAUAAGUAAUAUUGUAUCUGACAGUACGGGAAGAUGCAAAGAAAAUAACAACUCCUCCGCUACGUCUAAAUAUAUAUUGAAAGAAGUUCAUUCACAUAAACCACAUGUUGGAGAAAAGGUUGCACAGGUGCUGUCCCUCGGAGCUGACGUGUUGCCAGAGUACAAAUUGCAGAAGCCCAGAAUCCAUAAGUGGACGAUUCUUCAUUAUUCACCCUUUAAAGCCGUCUGGGAUUGGAUCGUAUUGUUAUUAGUAAUUUAUACUGCUAUAUUUACACCAUACGUAGCAGCGUUUUUGCUGAAUGAAGAAAAGCAGGGAACGAAACGCAAGAAGUACGGUGAAGAUCCUAUACAAGUGAUCGAUUUAAUUGUGGACGUUAUGUUUAUUAUAGAUAUUCUGAUUAAUUUCCGCACUACUUAUGUUAAUUCCAACGACGAAGUAGUAAGUCAUCCCGGAAAGAUUGCAGUGCAUUAUUUAAAGGGUUGGUUUAUUAUUGACGUAGUGGCAGCGAUUCCAUUUGAUCUUCUUCUUUUCGGAUCACAGACGGAUGAGACGACAACUUUGAUUGGGCUGCUGAAAACCGCGCGUCUCCUGCGAUUGGUACGAGUUGCACGUAAGAUAGACAGAUAUUCCGAAUAUGGUGCUGCUGUGCUGCUUCUUCUCGUGGCAACAUUUGCGCUGGUUGCCCAUUGGUUGGCCUGUAUAUGGUACGCCAUCGCCAAUGCCGAGCGUCCGAUUCUGAAUCCAAAAAUAGGUUGGCUCGACCAUCUGGCCAAUGAUACUCAACAGUACUAUAAUAAUUCACACGGUGGACCCAGCAUCAAGGCCAAGUAUGUCACUGCUCUUUACUUCACCUUCUCAAGUCUUACAAGUGUCGGAUUUGGAAACGUAUCUCCCAAUACCAACAUGGAGAAGAUAUUUUCCAUUCUGGUUAUGCUCAUUGGAUCACUCAUGUAUGCUAGCAUUUUUGGAAAUGUUUCUGCAAUUAUACAGAGAUUGUAUUCUGGAACAGCAAGAUAUCACACUCAAUUAUUACGAGUAAAAGAAUUCAUCAGGUUUCAUCAAAUUCCUAAUCCAUUAAGACAGAGAUUAGAAGAAUAUUUUCAGCAUGCUUGGACAUAUACUAAUGGUAUUGAUAUGAACAUGGUGCUCAAAGGUUUUCCUGACUGUCUACAAGCAGAUAUCUGUCUUCAUCUUAAUCGCAAUCUACUGAAUAAUUGCCCUGCAUUUAAAGGUGCCAGUCCAGGAUGUCUAAGAGCUCUUUCCAUGAAGUUUAAAACUACUCAUGCACCACCAGGCGACACAUUAGUUCAUCGAGGUGAUGUUCUUACUGCCCUGUAUUUUAUCUCUCGAGGAACUAUUGAAAUCUUGAAAGACGAUGUCGUUAUGGCUAUUGUGGGUAAGGAUGACAUAUUUGGUGAAAACCCUUGUAAGCAUCCAACUGUUGGAAAGUCCAACUGUAAUGUACGUGCCUUGACUUAUUGUGACCUUCACAAAAUUUUGAGAGAGGAUCUUCUUGAUGUACUCGAUAUGUACCCUGAAUUUUAUGAUGCCUUCUCUACCAAUUUAGAAAUAACUUUUAACCUCCGUGAUGAGGAUCAGGCUGGAGUUGAUCCGGAUUUAUUUCGCUCAAAACAAAUGCUAUGUCGACAGCCUAGUUCAACAGAAGAUGAGGAUCCAAGGAAACAUGCAUAUCAGUAUCCUAGACCUAGACGGAAACGUAGAAUGGGUCGUCAACUAUCAACAGAUGACGGUACUGGUUAUAGUGAUGAAGAUAGAAGGUAUAGUGGAACCGGUAUCCUGGAAUUUUCACCAGAUAAAGCUGGGUUAGAUGUGACUCCUGCCAAUGUUGAUUUUGCACAGAAAAAUGUUUCGGGACCAUUUAAUUCCAUAGCAGGUGCACUUGUAAAUGUGACUGCUUUAACUAGUGCAGUAUUUGGUGGAAUGGGAUCAGGCGAUAAAGGACAGUCCCGUUCUCCUAGUCCUGAUGUAAGAAGAGAAAAAAAUGAAACUCCAGUAGAAACAACAUCAAAUAAGUCCCGUCCUGUGUCUAAUUCAGUGGAACAAACAGAAAAUAAAGAAAAAACACCUUUACUGAAUGCUGCUGAACCAAUAUCAGAAAUAUCCUCUCCUGUUUCAACACAUGCCAUACCAACUUCCCAAACCGUCCCAGAUAAUGAAGAAGGACCACGACCAAGGUCUGGACCAGGACGCUUGGUCACUUCAACUAGAACACCUCCUAGAUCCAGCUCUAGUAUCACAAUCCCAUUAUCAUCCACCUCCCCUACUGGUCAAAGUGCUGGAGAUGUUUCAACAUCGCCUCAUCAACCCCCAUUUCCUCUACCAUCCUCUGGAACCCAUAAUCAAACAUUGGAAAUAAAAUUGGAACAUCUUAGUAGGCAAGUGAGAAAUGUCGAAGCUAGACUAACUGCUGACAUCCAAACUAUCAUGCAGUUAUUAACUCACCUUAUUCAGGUUGGAGCAAUACCAGGGGUUCCUGUGUGUCCUACUUUGUCCAAAAAUACUCCUUCAUCCACACUGUCGUCUUCAGAAAGUCCUUUGGAUGCUGUUUCUAUGUCGAGACCUAUAACACUUCAUCCUGGAGAUCCUACUAGAGGUAGAGGAUUUCGAAGAUCUGUUAGUCUACAGAGUACACCAUUGACAUUAGACAAUGCAGUUCUAAGGCCAGUGUUUCGCAGUUUUGAUAUACACAAUUGUAAAUCUGUUGGGGAAGAGCAUGAGGUAACAAACAAACAAGAACCUCCUCCUCAAACUGAUCAUCAUUCUAAAACUGUGCCUCCAACUCCAGCCGGAGAUAAAUGUUAUAUUGAACCACCCAGGAGUUUAUCACAACCUACUGAUUUGUCACAUUAAUUGAAAUAUAUUGAAUGUAAAACUUGCAAAUUUUCUUGUAUAAAAUACUAUUAGUCAUCAUCAAUGAAGAUCAGCUUUAAUAGAACAAUGUCCUUGGUCCAAUUGUACAGUCAAACCUCAGCUUUCAAACGACUCACUUUUCAAAUAAAUUGGUUCAUGAAUAGAAUGUCAAACUCUUAAUUGCAAGAGCCAGCCACAAAUGGUCAACUCUCUAUACUUUCUGUAUUAAAGAAAGUCGACAGCUUGACUAAUCAAUGACAAUCGAGGACUACUGAUUCAGAAGUUAGUGGUGCAAGAUCGCUUUGUGUCAUUUAGGGUUUCUCAUUUCCCAUUCUGGGAUUUCGAGAAAAAAGUGAUCUGUUUCCCGGGAUUCCAGGAUAUAAUUAAUUAUUUUUAAGAUAUAUCAUUCAAUUUUGAGAUCUAUUUUAUAAUUAUUUUUCAUUUUUUAAAUAAUUUAAUAUGUCCUGUGUAAAAUAUGUAUUAAA